This is a messenger RNA of Ilex paraguariensis (yerba mate), 2286 nucleotides long. NCBI's taxonomy places the organism in Eukaryota, Viridiplantae, Streptophyta, Magnoliopsida, Aquifoliales, Aquifoliaceae. The record is from the annotation of a GenBank genome assembly.
AAGCACGACCACACACAAGUUGAGAUAACAGCAAUGCAAGUGAUCUAUACUCAAACCAAUUAGUUCAUCAUCAUCGUCCUCCACCAGCCUAUCUUAUAAUACAGAAAUAAUGGAUUAUUGGACAGUACUGCUUUUCUUCCUUUCUCAUAUUCUGAUCUUAAACUACUUUGGUGGCCUCACCAUUGCACAGCCUGAUUUCGGAGGCCACAACUGUACAGGCAAUAGCACUAGCAGUAUGUAUGAGGCAAAUAAGAACACCCUCCUCUCCUCCCUCUUAUCCAAUAUCGAUAAACAUGGCUUUUACAAUUCCUCCGUUGGCCAUGGCUCUGAUAGAGUUUACGCAAUUGUGCUUUGUCGAGGAGAUGUUGAGCUGGAUACUUGUCGUAGUUGUAUUAGCGACGCUAUUAGUAUGAUCGAACAACAUUGUCCAAACUUCAAGGGUGCAGUUGGGUGGUACGCUGCAUGUAUGUUAAGGUUCUCGAAUCAAAAUAUAUUCAGCACCCUUGAAACUAGACCCACUGUAUCUACUUGGAAUUUUGCUACUGUUUCAGACGUGGUUGGGUUUAAUCGGUCACUACGGACCUUGGUGGACAGCUUAAGGGACAAAGCAGCAUCAGGUGGUUCUCCGCGUAAGUUCGCUGCGGGGAGCAUUAGUGCCUCUAAUAAUGUGACAAUAUAUGCCCUUUUACAGUGCACUCCUGAUUUAUCACAGCAGCAAUGUAUCAAUUGCCUAGAUUUGGCUGCAGGAAAUCUUCCGAAUUGUUGUGCUAUAAAUAUAGGAGGGCAAAUUCUAUCACCCAGCUGUACUCUUCAUUAUGAGAAUUACCGUUUCUACAGUGAAAUUCAAACUCAGUACACCGACAAAACUCCGGCGUCACCUCCAGGCAAAAACAAUGGCGCAACCCGAACCAUCAUUAUUAUUGUCGUUCUAACCGUCAUUACUGUGAUUCUUAUGGUUUGCAUUUUUAACUUUCUAAGAAAGAAGAAGCAUCGGAAACCAAAGGAGAAAAAUGAGACCGUGGAUGAAAUUAGCAUCAUAGAGACCUUGCAGUAUGAUUUUGGCACAAUAAGAAUAGCUACGGACAACUUCUCUCACAGUAACAAGCUUGGAAAAGGUGGAUUUGGGACUGUUUACAAGGGUAGGCUUCCAAACGGACAAGAAAUAGCGGUGAAGAUGUUAUCAAGGAAUUCCAAAGAAGGGGAACGGGAAUUUAGGAAUGAAGUCUUGUUAUUGAUGAAGCUUCAGCACAGGAAUUUGGUUAGGCUCCUAGGUUUUUGCCUACAAGCAGCAAAAAGGAUUCUCAUAUAUGAAUUUGUUCCAAAUGCAAGUCUUGAUCAUUUUAUAUUUGAUCCUAUCAAGCGAGCAAACCUGGAUUGGGAUUUGCGCUUCAAAAUAAUUGAAGGCAUCGCUAGGGGACUUCAAUAUCUUCAUGAAGAUUCUCGACUUCGAGUCAUUCAUCGUGAUCUCAAGGCUAGUAAUGUCUUAUUAGAUGCAGAGAUGAACCCUAAAAUUUCAGAUUUUGGGCUAGCAAGGCCUUUUGCAUUCGAUGAAAGUCAAGGCAAUACAAGUAGGAUCGUGGGAACCUACGGAUAUAUGGCACCAGAGUAUGCAAUGCAUGGACAAUUCUCUGUUAAGUCAGAUGUCUUUAGCUUUGGAGUAUUAGUUCUAGAAAUUAUAAGUGGUAAGAAGAACAAUUGUUUCCAACAUGGGGAGAAUGUAGAGGAUCUUCUAAGCUACGCAUGGAAAAAAUGGCAGGAUGGGAGGACUCCAAAUAUAAUAGAUCCCAAAUUACUGGCCAAUAGUGGAGGUUCUAUACCGGACAUCAUGAGAUGCGUUCAUAUUGGAUUGCUCUGUGUUCAGGAAAAUGUAACAGAUCGACCAACUAUGGCUUCCAUUGUUCUGAUGCUUAGUAGCUUCUCUCUCACUUUUCCAAUACCAUCCGAGCCUGCAUCGUUGAUGCUAAGAAGCAUUGAUCCAAAAAUGGCAUUGAUUCGAGAGGAUGAUUCAAGGGCGACUCAGUCCAAUCAAUUAAAAAAUAAUUCUGAUUGUUGGACCGUAGAUCAGGCUUCAAUUACUGAGUUAUAUCCUCGAUAGUGUUUUAGUUAUGUAUGAUAGUAAUAAGAAUGUGUGGACAACAUAAUGGUUCAAUUUAGUUGUUUUGGAUCGGAGUUUUCCUUAAUGGGUACGAAGAUGGAACUGAUCCUUCUUAAGGACAAGCCUGUUUGUUAACUUAAACAUCUUAUAUUGUUUUAUGAGUUGUUUGUGUGGUUAUUAAUGGAUUGUGG